This is a messenger RNA of Nymphalis io (European peacock), 1503 nucleotides long. RefSeq lists its product as uncharacterized. The coding region runs from base 49 to 624 and encodes 191 amino acids. NCBI's taxonomy places the organism in Eukaryota, Metazoa, Arthropoda, Insecta, Lepidoptera, Nymphalidae. The record is from RefSeq and is a predicted model, not a curated record. The transcript has 2 exons. Gene Ontology annotation, molecular function: sequence-specific DNA binding.
UGGCGGCCGCAUCGAACGUAUUUUGUUUACAUAUUUUGCUUGACCAAAAUGUCGAAGAGAUCUAUGUACAAGUACUGUGUUGUGCCUGGUUGUAGGAAUACAACAGUUCGUACGCCGAACAAGUUAUUCUUUAGCAUGCCGGUCGGAGAGCAGAGACGGAGCGAGUGGUGUCGUGUGAUGGGCCGAAAUCAGCCGAAACACCGGCCCCUGCAUCCGAAGUCAAGUCGUUAUGUUUGUGAGGAUCACUUUGACUUGGAACAUGACAUGGCAAAUUAUUUAAGAUGGAAGUUGGUUGGUUCGUCGAGACUAUUCCUGAGGAAAGGUGUCGUUCCCCACAAGUUUCACUGUCAGAACAGAGUAACCAGUAAAUCGGGGAAUCAGAUCGAAUGCAGCAGCCCAUUGCACAUUAAGGAGGAGGACAGUGACGGGGAGACAGUUGAUUGCAACAGCGACCUAAACGAGGCAAGUGAUUUAGAAGAAUCAGUGGACCCAGCGCUGGGACACUCCGAGCUCAAUACACACAAGCCAGCUGUUGAGAAUACAUGUGAUAAUUACACACCCUGCGAACCUUACAUAGUCAGCAUUAUAUAUGUUAAGAAAACAAAGAAAAGACGAGACACGUAGUUAUUUACGUACAUACAUUAGUCAGAAUGUUAUCUUUUAAGAUAUCGUUUUAAUGUAUUACAUAAUAAAUCUGUUAGGAAUAAACAGCAGAGAUAUUUGACGUGGCCGCUGUGUAAGCGACACAGGCGAGCCUAUUGCGUUACAACGAUUAUCUUCGCUUUCCUUAUUCCUGUCAGUGGUCGUUAAGUGGUCGACUAUAAUUAUUACUGAAAAUUUGAGGAACACAUAUAUGAAUUUGCAUGUUUCGAACAUUUUUUUUUCUUGUAAAACUCGGAUAAAUAAAUAACACCACGGUUGUUUUCUUUAAAUAUUUGAAUCUUUUAUUAUUAAUUUAAUAAACAGCUGUUCAAGCGGUUUUCAAGUUCGUCUCGAUACUUUAUAUAUCGCCUUUACGUACAAUAAGUACCAAGAUUGUUGAAUGUGUUGGUGGCCAGUGCUUACCUGGGCCCACAGUCUUCGGUUGCGAUUCAUAUAUCUUCAGAUAUCUUCUAGCCAUUAAGCACAUUCGCCGCUCUUGGCCCACAACAUCAAACGAUUUUGUAAUUAUUGACAUUUUUAUUUUUGCAAACUUUAUAUAAAGAAUAAAAAUGCAAAAUGUAUAGCGUCUAAUGGUACUUAUGAUGCUUUCGCUAAAUGUUGUUUAAGUAUUAAGGUAAGUUAUUUCUAUGUACAUUAUACAAUUCAGUUUAAAAGUAGGUUAUAUUAAAAAUGAAACGGAAAUAUUGUUUUAAUUAUUUUUGUACUUAAUUGAGCUCUUAGCGUAAUGGAUUUUAGUUGAUCCGUACGAUUGAAAUUGUAGACUCAAAUACAUCUUUAAUGAUAACUUGUCGUUUUAUUCUAAGAUUAACGAAACGCGCGGAUUCGCCAGCGUGGAAUUCA